AUGAGUGCAUCAACGUCCGGGGUGGCGGUGUGGAGAGAAGGGUGCUACCUCAACAACUUCGUCCAGGGAGUGCUGGACACCUUCCCGCAGGAGGAGCUCGAGGGCAGUACCAUCAUCGUCUCCGGAGAUGGGAGAUUCUACAACCCACCCGCCAUCCAAACCAUCAUUCGAAUGGCGGCCGCGAACGGAGUGGGUCGGGUGUGGGUCGGCAAGGGGGGGCUAAUGUCCACGCCGGCUGUAUCGGCGGUGCUCCGGGAGAAGGAGGGCGGCGCUGCCUACGCGGGACUCGUGCUGACCGCUAGCCACAACCCUGGAGGACCCGACGAAGACUUCGGCAUCAAGUUCAACACCGCCAGCGGCAGUCCGGCCACCGAGGUUAUCACCGACGCCGUCUACGCCCGCACGUUGGAGCUCAAGUCGUACCGCACGGUGGAGGGCACGCCCGAUGUGAACCUGGACGUUGUUGGCAAGACCAAGGUCGCCGGGAUGGACGUCGAGGUUAUCGACCCCGUGGAGGAGUACGUGGCGCUGCUGAAGACGGUGUUCGACUUCCCCAGCCUCAGGGCGCUCCUGGCCCGGCCCGACUUCAACUUCGUCUUCGACGGCAUGCACGGGGUGGCCGGGGCUUACGCCAGCCGCGUCUUCGUCGACGAGCUCGGCGCGUCCGAGGAGUCUCUGCUGAGGUGCGACCCGAGAGAAGACUUCGGUGGCGGCCACCCAGACCCCAACCUCACAUACGCCUCCGACCUGGUGCGAAGGAUGGGCCUCGACAGCAGCGGCCAACCCCUCCAAGGAGCAGCAGCAGACGCGGCGGAACCGCCGACGCUUGGGGCCGCGGCCGACGGCGACGCUGAUCGAAACAUGAUCCUGGGAAGGCGUUUCUUCGUGACUCCCAGCGACUCUCUUGCGGUGAUCGCGGCCAACGCCGCGGCGGUGCCGUACUUCGCGAGGGCGGGCGGGCUCGGCGGGGCGGCGAGGAGCAUGCCGACAAGCGGCGCGCUGGACAGGGUGUGCGAGAGGCAGGGAGUGCCCAUGUUCGAGACGCCCACGGGGUGGAAGUUCUUCGGAAACCUGAUGGAUGCCAAGGAGAUGGGGCAUGAGCGGUCCUACUUCCCUUUCCUGUGCGGCGAGGAGAGCUUCGGCACGGGCUCCGACCACGUCAGGGAGAAGGACGGGCUGUGGGCGGUGCUCGCGUGGAUGUCCAUCAUCGCCCACCGCAACAAGGUGGGGACGGCGGGGGACGGCGGGACGGCGGGACCAGCGCCGCUUAUCGGGGUGCAGGAGAUCGUGGAGGGCCACUGGCGGGAGUACGGACGGAACUUCUACUCGAGGUACGACUACGAAGGCGUGGCAUCCGAGGGAGCCGAGGCCAUGAUGGACAACCUCCGCGCCAGCUCCGCGCAGCCUGGGGCUGACCUGGGGUCAGGUUUCGAGCUCAAAGGCAUCGAUGAUUUCGAGUACACGGACCCGAUCGACGGCAGUGUGUCCAAGAACCAGGGGGUCAGAAUGCUCUUUACGGACGGCUCCCGGGUGGUCUUCAGGCUCUCCGGCACUGGGUCCGUGGGCGCCACCGUGCGCAUGUACAUCGAGAAGUACGAGCCAGAUCCGUCCAAGCAGGGGCUCACGACGGCGGACGUCCUCAGACCCUUGGUGGACAUCGGCCUCAAGAUGUCGAGGCUGGAGGAGUUUACAGGGAGGUCUUCCCCGACGGUCAUCACGUGAUGAGAUGAUUCAUGAUGAUUGUUCUCGUUGAGGCCAUGAGGGGCGGGGGUACAGGCGAGGUCGUCGAGGACUACUUGCGAGAAGGCUGGUGUUGUGAAGUAUGCGAGUUCGGUAAAAAGUUCGUCCCUGCAAAUAGCUGCGGUCGGGUGAUAUGAGCUAUCACACAACUUGCAUCGAUUUUGCGAGGGUGUGGACACUGAGCCUUGAGGCAUUGAUGUGAGGUGUUUUCUGUCCUUUGCGCGGAACAUGGGACGUAUGCGACGUAAUCCAUCGCCCCAUAGUGCGGUAGCCGGUGGCUAGUUAUGUUGGAACGCCGCGCCUCACGAAGUUGCUCGGAGAAAGAAAACAACCGCCCGUUCCAGUUCGGCCGUGAGAGGGGUACUGCUGUCGUUACUGCUGGAUAUCCUUGGUCGUGCCUUACCACUGAUACAUCAUUACGGCCAAGCGGGAAAGGUGCGCUCCGAUGGGUGUGAUUCCGAUAGAGUUUACAAGACCGUGGAGAGCUGGUUCAAGGCCAUCAGCGACGUCGGGCGCAUGAAAUUGCAGCCAGUAGAGCAAGCAUCGUCGGCGGGCACCGCGCGUAACACUUGUUUUUGUUAUUGUCUCAACUACAAAGUCAGUUUUAUUUUGCACGAGGAUGACACACGCUAGAAGUCGUGAAGCUACGGGGACGCAGCGGCGGACAAGCCCAUAUUUCAUCGACGAGUUAGAGCAGGCGAGGCUUUCGUUUAGACUUGAAUAUCCUGUUUGGUGCCAAAGGUCGUAUCGAGACCAAAUGGGGGCUGGAAGGUGUAGCUAGCUUUCGUGUAUUUCGUGCCGUUUACUGGGACUUGUGCUGGUCAAACCUACAGGCAAGGGUGUUCUACAACGGAGAUGGGUAGGCGUGUUUUGGGUCGCGGAUUUUGCGUGGCCCCGCAUAAAAAGCGUGUGUAGGGAUUGAAUUGCUCGCUUUGAACGAACAAGACUGUUUCCUGCGGGCACAAAAAGCACUCAGAAGGAAGGCAAGCAGAAUUGGCAUGGUAGGCAGACGGAAUAGAGAUGAGGACGCGAGGCAAGGCGCCAACCAGCCGGCGAUAAUAGUAGCGCUCUCUGGCGCCAACAUUUUCUUGCCAUGAUUUACACGGAAGUGAGGUCGACGGCGGCGUUAAUCUGUGCGGGGUUUAUCUACGUACGGUGUAACACUUGGUUGUAUACUGUGCAUGACGUAUUGGUGAUAUGUCUGCCAAGACCGUGUACUAUGUGUUCGAAACCCGAGGUGCACCGCGAAUCGAGGUCAAUGAGAGUGCAAUUCUAUCGCACAUUUCUGCUAGGAUAACCUCGCGGUUUGUUUUGCGGUUUGCGCAGCGCCAUCGGCAGUCUUUUGCUAGGGGGCUGGGACAUACGACACACGUUCCCGCGUUAUUUUUUGUCAUUGGCGCUCUCAAGCACAGCGUACGGGUGUCGGUGUGUGGGAUCGACAAUAAUCAACGACCCAAGGUCAAUGUUAGACACGAAAAAAUGGGUCCGGGGGUAGCCCGAGGAGGCUCAUCAAUAAACUUGCCCUCCCGCAUUUUGUCUUGCGAUGGUAAAUCUUCAAGGGGGUCUGGGGAAAAACUCGAGAAGGAACAUCGCGUCGGGAGACCGGUUGUGGGA
Ectocarpus sp. CCAP 1310/34 is the source of this 3354-nucleotide messenger RNA. The record is from the annotation of a GenBank genome assembly. Lineage: Eukaryota; Phaeophyceae; Ectocarpales; Ectocarpaceae.